Dermatophagoides farinae (American house dust mite) is the source of this 1037-nucleotide messenger RNA. RefSeq lists its product as uncharacterized. The record is from RefSeq and is a predicted model, not a curated record. Lineage: Eukaryota; Metazoa; Arthropoda; Arachnida; Sarcoptiformes; Pyroglyphidae.
CUCAGCUCCACCUUUGGAUCGGUUAGUGGCGGUUUUAAAUUCAACCAACCAACCAAAGAACGGUUGAAAAAUUUUCAUUUUUUUUUAUUGGUUUUUCUUUUCUUUUUUUUUUGUUCACAUUUCAACAUUCCAAAUAUUUCCGUUUUGACGACACAUUAUCAUCAUCAUCAUCAUUAAUUAUGGAAAACAAUUAUCCUGGAAAACAAAUUUCUGUUCCAUCCAAUAAUGGAUCAAUUAAUCGAUUGAAAAUAUCGACAAAACGAAUAGCAAAUAAUAAUAAACGAUCGAAAUCAACAUCAUAUUUAAAAUCAUCAUCGACCAAUGGAAAAAAAUCGACAAAAGUAUCAUCAACAUCAUUAUCGAUUCGAUUAUCGGUUGCAAAACCGAUAGCUAGUAUUUCGGAAAAAUCGGAUAAAAUUAAAACCAUAUCUGUAUCAUCUGGAAUUCGUGAGAAAAAAGAUGGUUACAAUGUUCAUUCUAAACGUUCAUUGCUUAAAGAUAUUAAAAAUACGGCCAUCAAUAGUUUAACACAAGUUCGUCAUGGUUUCAAUACCAUUUCGACAAUGUUAAAGCCAUCAUCGAAAUCGAAUGGCGGUGAAAAUCAAUAUGAACAAAUGACUGGUGAUCAAUCGACACCGAUAAAAUUAUAUUCACCAUUCACCAUUGAAACACCACCAAUAUUGAUUAAACCAGAAGAAAGACAACGAUUACGGCAACAAUUAUUUACAAGUCCACGUAAUCAAUUACGAAAUGAUAUUGAAAAUUUACAAUCCAGAAUCGAACAUUUAAAUUUGAUGGCCAAAAAUAUUGUACCGAAUCAAUAUAGACAAACGAAUCAUCAUGAUGAUGAUAAUGAAAAUGAACGACAAUCAUCGGUGGAAAAAUCUUCAAAACGAUUAAUAAUGUUUCAAUCGGAAGAAAGUUUAAUCUGAAUACAAUCAUCUAAUUAGUUUAUGUGACAUAUAAAUCAUGUUUUUUUAUGAUUAAUGAUUAACUGAAUUGGAAUAAAAAUUAAUAUUUUUUUUUGUUUCUUCUUA